Messenger RNA from Camellia sinensis, 2164 nucleotides. It is a transcript of the gene MIRO2, whose product is annotated as MIRO-related GTP-ase 2. The record is from RefSeq and is a predicted model, not a curated record. Gene Ontology annotation, cellular component: mitochondrial outer membrane. Gene Ontology annotation, biological process: mitochondrion organization. Gene Ontology annotation, molecular function: GTPase activity; calcium ion binding; GTP binding. Lineage: Eukaryota; Viridiplantae; Streptophyta; Magnoliopsida; Ericales; Theaceae.
AUCAUUGAUUGCAGCAGCUCUCCAAUGGCAGGCGGCCGCACCACCGUCCGCGUCGCCGUCGUGGGCGACCGCGGCACCGGCAAAUCAAGCUUGAUCGCCGCCGCCGCUUCCGAAAACUUUCCCGAAAGCGUCCCCUCCGUUUUGCCUCCUACUCGCCUCCCCUCCGACUUCUACCCCGACGGCAUCCCCGUUACUAUCAUCGAUACUUCUUCCAGUUUGGAGAGUAGAGGGAAGCUUGCGGAGGAAUUGAAGCGUGCAGAUGCAGUGGUGCUAACCUAUGCAUGUGAUCAGCCUGUGACUCUUGAUCACCUCAGUACUUUCUGGCUUCACGAACUUCGUCGACUUGAGGUGAAGGUACCCGUGAUUGUAGUUGGUUGCAAGCUAGAUUUGCGAGAUGAGCGUCACCAUAUGAGUCUAGAGCAGGUGAUGUCACCAAUUAUGCAACAGUUUCGGGAGAUUGAGACUUGUAUAGAAUGUUCUGCCGCUAAUCUGGUUCAGGUCCCUGAAGUGUUUUAUUAUGCUCAAAAAGCAGUUCUUCAUCCCACAGCCCCAUUAUUUGAUCAAGAAACCCAGGCUUUGAAACCUCGAUGUGUGAGAGCAUUGAAACGGAUAUUUAUUCUUUGUGAUCACGAUAUGGAUGGUGCCCUGAAUGAUAUGGAGCUGAAUGAGUUUCAGGUUAAAUGUUUCAAUGCUCCGUUACAGCCCGCUGAAAUAGUGGGUGUUAAGCGAGUUGUACAGGAGAAGCUACCUGAAGGAGUCAAUGAGUUUGGGCUUACCUUGACAGGGUUUCUUUUCCUCCAUGCUCUUUUUAUAGAGAAAGGGCGCCUUGAGACAACCUGGACUGUUUUAAGGAAAUUUGGUUAUGAUGAUGAUAUUAAGCUCAGGGGCGAUCAGCUUUCAAUUCCUUCCAAGAAAGCUCCUGAUCAGAGUGUGGAGUUCACAAGCGAAGCUGUGGAGUUUCUGAAGGGGGUCUUCAGUCUGUUUGACAUGGAUAAGGAUGGAGCCCUGCGUUUUUCUGAGCUUGAUGAUCUAUUUUCAACCGCACCAGAAAGUCCUUGGGAGGAAGCUCCUUAUAAGGAUGCUGCAGAGAGAAGUGCAUUGGGGGGUAUAUCACUUAAUGGGUUUCUAUCUGAGUGGGCCCUUAUGACUCAACUGGACCCAGCUCAAAGUAUGGCUAAUUUGAUAUGUAUUGGAUAUACAAGUGAUCCUGCAUCAGCACUCCGUCUUACUAGGAGAAGAUCAAUUGAUCGUAAGAAGCAACAGACAGACAGAAAUGUUUUCCAAUGCUUUGUUUUUGGGCCAAAAAAUGCUGGAAAAUCUGCAUUACUGAAGGCAUUUCUGGGAAGGCCUUUCUCAGACAAUUAUACUUCAACAACUGAGGAGCAUUAUGUAGCAAACCUUGUUGAUCAGUUUGGGGGAACUAAGAAGACUCUUAUACUGCGGGAGAUUCAAGAAGACAGAGUUAAAAAACUUUUGUCCAACAAGGAAUCCCUGGCAGCUUGUGAUGUGGCGGUUUUUGUUUAUGAUAGUUCGGAUGAAUAUUCUUUAAAGAGAACAUCAGAAUUACUAAUGGAAGUGACUAGGCGUGGAGAAGAAACUGGUUUUGGGGUGCCUUCCCUCUUAAUUGCAGCCAAGGAUGAUUUGAGUUCGUAUCCAAUGGCAACAAAAGAUUCAGCAAAGAUUUGUCAGGAUAUGGGGAUUGAUGUACCGAUUCAUAUCAGUGUGAAGGAAAGAGAUUUGAAUAACGUAUUCUCUAGAAUUGUAAGCACAGCUGUGACCCCUCAUUUAAGUGUUCCUGAAACCGAAAUUGGGAGAAACCAGAAGCACUACCGGCAGAUUGUUAAUCGCUCUCUCAUGUUAGUUUCAGUUGGGGCUGCUGUUGCUGUGGUUGGAUUGGCAGCCUAUCGUUCCUACACUGCAAGGAAGAAUGCUGCCUCCAAUUAGGUUUUAAUAAUAUUUUCCAUCUAGCGACAAGCUGCUGUUACACCACCUUAACAGCUUAAAUAAAUUAAUUGCCUAUUUUACCAUAUAUUCCCGUCAUUUUCCAUGUUGUCUAUUGUUAAGCAUUCUCAAGAUGGCUUUGUAUAUAGAGUAUUUUUCUUUUUCAAUGCUGAAGAUCCAUAUUUUUGUUGUGUGGAAAGUACAUAGCUCUUGUUUUCCUGUU